Molecule: messenger RNA, 3217 nt
Organism: Oncorhynchus tshawytscha (Chinook salmon)
Lineage: Eukaryota; Metazoa; Chordata; Actinopteri; Salmoniformes; Salmonidae
Product: polycomb protein SCMH1
Exons: 18
Coding region: 448-2652 (734 amino acids)
Biological process (GO): regulation of DNA-templated transcription
Cellular component (GO): nucleus
Molecular function (GO): protein binding
Source: RefSeq, a predicted model, not a curated record
GUGUAUUUGCACCUCACGUUUGCUAUCCGCCAAUACAAAUUUAAAGAAGGAGAAAAAAAUGGCGGACAGCCACUAGCUCAAUCCACAUAAAAAUAAUACACAAACAUUUCAAAGCAAGGGAAAAGGAGGGAGCUGGUCGAUAUCCGCAUGACGCAAGGAAAAAGGCGCACUUCUAUUGAGAGAACCAACUGAAGACUUAUGAUCUUUUAAGGGAUGAGUUUUCUGUGUCUACAGUGAGCCCUGAGUGUGUUUGGGUGGGUGACUGAGGUUUGCUGACAGCUGGGGCCACCUCUUUGUUGUACCCUGUCGUCUGCCUCCAACGCCGACCCACUGCCUGGCCGACAGAAGGGGAGAGUGUUAAGAGCGAAUCCGUGGGAAAGUCAACCUGAGCAUCCACAGAUAAAAGAGUGGACUAUUGUGUCUUGAACUUAGUCAGUAUUACUGGACAUGAGGAAGCCAGUGCCACAAAAAGCUAUUGAGUGGAAAGAUGGCAGGCAGAUCAAGCAUGCCCGAAGUGGCCGUCCCUCCCGGGUCCCAUCGCAGUACCAAGGAGGUCACUUCAGUUGGGACAAAUACCUGAAGGAAACAGGUGCUAGUGCUGCACCUGCGCACUGCUUCAGACAGGGCGCAACACCUCCAGUGAAUGAGUUCAAGGCGGGCAUGAAGCUGGAGGCGCAGGACCCUCGGAAUACAACGUCCACCUGCAUUGCUACGGUGGUGGGCCUGACUGGAUCGCGGCUGCGCCUGCGCCUCGAUGGCUCCGAUAACAAGAACGACUUCUGGCGCCUGGUGGACUCGUCAGAGAUCCAGCCUAUCGGCAACUGCGAGAAGAACGCAGGCAUGCUGCAGCCGCCAUUGGGCUUCCGUCUGAACGCAUCCUCCUGGCCGAUGUUCCUUCUAAAAACACUCAACGGAGCCGAAAUGGCCCCAGCACGCAUCUUUCACAAGCAGGAGCCCCCAGCCCCAGAGCAGAACUCCUUCCAGGUGGGCAUGAAGCUGGAGGCGGUGGACCGCAAGAACCCCCACUUCAUCUGUCCGGCCACAGUGGGAGCGCUGCGUGGCGUGGAGGUGCUGGUCACCUUCGACGGCUGGCGGGGUGCCUUCGACUACUACUGCCGCUACGACUCCCGGGACAUCUUCCCCGUGGGCUGGUGCUCUCUCACCGGGGACAACCUGCAGCCGCCAGGCACCAAAGGUCUGUGCGUGCCUGUGUGUAUGUAUGCAGUGCUACCCAAGACCCUCGGUUGCCUUUCAGACGGUAGCGAGGGAACAGCCAUGCACCCCAUGCCAGGACAGCCGCAUGGCCAACGGGGACGCAAGCCAGGCCGCAGGAAAGCCAAGCUGACAGGGCUCUGGGGCCAGAAGGGGGCCGGAGUAGGAACACAAGCCCCCCUGCCCAGAAAUGGACUGGAGCAUAUCAAGGUCCCCAAGAAGAGAGGCCCCAAACCGGGGAGUAAGUUGGGCUGGGCGAAGAGAGCAGGCUGGCUGGAGGGUGCCAUGGCAGGCCCAGGGCGACCCAUGUCCCGGCCCAGAGGGAGGCUGCCAGCCGACUGGGCCCAGAGGAUGGCCCUGCAGGAGGGUCAAGUGGAGUCUAUCAAGAUCCCCAAAAAGAGAGGGCCCAAGCCCGGCAGCAAGAGAAAACCGCGGGUGGUGCCCAACCCCGUGCCCGUUUCCCCCAACAGCAGUAUGCCAGAGCCAGACACCAGCACGGUGCCCCUGGACAACGCCACCAUCCCCAGCGCCGCCUUGCAUGCUGCAACAGUGUGUGUAUACCUGAACAAGUAUGGGAAGGUGGGACCCCACUUGGACGGGCGGCGGGUGCAGCAGCUGCCCGACCACUUUGGUCCAGGCCGGGCUUCCUCGGUGCUACAGCAGUGUGUCCAGGCCUGUGUGGACUGUGCCCACAACCAGAGCUCUGUCUUCUCCUGCCUCAAGCCAGGUCACGGAGGAGAGGUCAUAUCAGCCCACUUUGACCAGCAGCACCAUACCCUCACCCUGCCCACGGUCAACAGCGUCACGUACGUCCUGCGCUUCCUGGAGAAACUCUGUCACAACCUCUACUGUGACCCUCUGUUUGGCAGCCAGCCCGUUCCCCAAGGGGGCCUGCAUUACGAUAGCCACGCACACCCAGAAAGGAGAAGUUUUAGGGAGGGCCUCACGACGGGUCCAGGAAGAGGCUCCAAGCGGUUCCUUCAAGACUCCUACUACAGCCCCCUCCCCCACAAGCUGGCCAAAAACCCUUGCCUCUCCUUGGAAGGUGAGCCCUUCCUCAUGGUGAACGGUGUAGGGGGUUCGGGGCACUUAAAAAAGAGCCCCCUGUCCCCGGGCUCGACAGGGCAGCCUCUGGGUCUGCAGUCCCCCACCAAGUUGCUACAUCUCAACUCUUCAGGCUCUGAGCGUUUCAGAGAGAGCCCUCGGCCCAGUGGCCAGGACCCCAACCUGUGGACGGUGAAGGACGUCAUGCAGUUCAUCAGAGACAUAGACCCCCUACUGGCCCCCCACGCAGAUCUCUUCAGAAAACACGAGAUUGAUGGCAAAGCCCUCUUGUUACUACGCAGCGACAUGAUGAUGAAAUACAUGGGCUUGAAGCUCGGGCCUGCCCUAAAACUCACAUUCCACAUCGACAAGCUCAAACAUGGACGCCCAAAUUGAGCUCAUCAGCGUCCUGUCCCCCCCACCCCUCUACAGGAUAUAAUGCACGGCAUUCUACUGGACUAACCAUCACAUGUCGCAUCCGCCACUAGGCUAUGAUACCUGGUGUCAUAUAUCCCCUCCCUUUCUCUGCCGCAUCUAAGAAGCCCUGUGGCGAACUUCUCUUAUUUACAUUUUAUUUCUGUUGUGUGGCACAAUCCAGCCCUACGGCAGCAUUGGAUAUGCAGACUGACUGACUCGCCCACAGCUCCUCCUCAUCCAUCAUGUUACUUGCCUGUUUUUCUAUUCCAUAUUCUCUUACAACAACCUCUACCAAUGAUGCCCUCCCUGUGUGUAGCCAUUUUUUACUGAAAUGGCCAUUUUAGGCCAGAGUUUGUAUUACAUUGUUUUUGAUCACUUUUUUUUGUGCCGUCCCUGGAAAAUAUGGACUUGCAUUAAGCCAUUUUGGCUGUUUUGUAUGAAAUAAGUAUACUGAACAAAAAUAUAAAUGCAACAUGUAAACUGUUGGUCCCUUGUUUCAUGAGCUGAAAUAAAAGAUCACAGAAAUGUUCCAUAUGCACAAAAA